CAUCCUGUUUCACCGCAAACAUCGCCGACGCAAGCCUUGUUCUCCACGGCAAUCGACUCCGCUUGGUCGAAUUACAUACAGAGGAGACCACUCUCGAGGUCAUCAGACCUAAUCUCGUUCUAGGACGGCCGUCCCGACUUGGGCCUGGCCGUGGCUCGUGGCAGCCUCAUGGAGGUAGACCGCACAAUCGAAAUCCGAGGGGAAGAGAGGGUAGUGAGACAGCAGCGGAAGAACCACAUCCGCGGGAUACUGCUAAUCAGCCAGCUGUUGAGAAAGGGUACCACCGAGGCAGCUGGAAAACCUGUGCAAUCUGUGGUUGCUGAUGAAGUUGAGCUCCUCGAAAAGGGUAGAGAGCACGUUGAAGGCAUCCGAGAGAGAGCAUCGAAACGCGGGAAACGACAGCCUGCUGCUGCUGCUGCUGCUUCAUCUGCUGCGGCGAAGAAGGCGAAGCGCAAGGGGGCGGACGCAGCUCUCUCCGACCCUCUAGCAUUGGCUCAUGAUGGCGGGACCAGAAGCGGUGCUACCCCAGAGACUUCGAGGGAGGAAGCGGUGUACCCCGACUUGGUUGGCGAGGUGAUGGAGAAGUCGGGAAAAGAGAUGGUUGGGAGACGCACGCUUGGGACUCAAUUGACCGGCGUUAUUCUUCCGGUCAUAUCUUCGGACGAGUCCCCAGUGGCGCCUACGCUUGACGAGAGCAUGGGGGAGGUGGGUGGGGGAGGGGAGAAGGAAGAUGAGGGAGAGGAGGAGGACGAUGAGGGGGAGGAGGAGGAGGAGGAGGAGGGGGAGGAGGAGGGGGAGCGGGAGGAAGCGCAAUACGUAAGCUCAAGAGGUCGCGUAAGUAUCGCGAAGAAGAGGUUCCCGGAGGUGGGCUAG
Molecule: messenger RNA, 873 nt
Organism: Ectocarpus sp. CCAP 1310/34
Lineage: Eukaryota; Phaeophyceae; Ectocarpales; Ectocarpaceae
Source: the annotation of a GenBank genome assembly